UCGUCCCACCCAAAUGCACUAUAAAUGACACAUAGCCACUAGUCACACAAACAACUUAGUAAUCACUCAUACAAUUUCUCACAACUCAAUAAACCUUAUUCACGAACAACACCUGUGGAUUCAUCAAUGGCUGUCAAAGUGUAUAUUGUGUACUAUUCUAUGUAUGGACAUGUAGAGAAGCUAGCUGAAGAGAUAUUGAAAGGUGCUGCAUCUGUUGAAGGAGUUGAAGCCAAGUUAUGGCAGGUACCUGAGACCCUCAAUGAUGAAGUUCUUGGAAAAAUGAGUGCACCUCCUAAAAGUGACACCUCGAUAAUCACACCAAACGAACUUGCUGACGCUGACGGAUUUGUUUUUGGAUUCCCGACACGAUUCGGUAUGAUGGCUGCUCAGUUUAAAGCGUUUUUUGAUGCCACUGGUGGUCUUUGGAGGACACAACAGCUUGCUGGCAAACCUGCUGGUAUAUUUUACAGCACCGGUUCUCAAGGUGGCGGCCAAGAAACCACCGCAUUAACUGCGAUUACUCAGCUUGUUCAUCAUGGGAUGAUAUUCGUUCCAAUCGGAUAUACUUUUGGAGCCGGGAUGUUUGAAAUGGAGAAAGUCAAAGGUGGAAGUCCAUAUGGUGCAGGAACUUAUGCUGGAGAUGGGUCAAGACAACCAUCUGAGCUUGAGUUGGAGCAAGCUUUCCAUCAGGGUAAGUACAUUGCUACCAUCACUAAGAAACUCAAGGGAAGUGUGUGAAUUUUCAUUUUAAUACAUGCAAAACUGCUGUUUCAUAUACAUAAUUUGUUUAAAUUUGGUUGCUAAUGUUGUAUACUUGCUUGUUUUCUCAUAUGUUACAUGUAUGUGUCUCUUUUUUCGUACCAUCCAAUAUCAUUUGUGUUUAUGGUUGGAUUAUAUGUAAAAAUAUAGGCUAUAAAUAAUACGAACAAGUUCUUCAA
Messenger RNA from Helianthus annuus (common sunflower), 938 nucleotides. RefSeq names its product NAD(P)H dehydrogenase (quinone) FQR1. The transcript has 4 exons. NCBI's taxonomy places the organism in Eukaryota, Viridiplantae, Streptophyta, Magnoliopsida, Asterales, Asteraceae. The record is from RefSeq and is a predicted model, not a curated record. The coding region runs from base 127 to 738 and encodes 203 amino acids. Gene Ontology annotation, molecular function: FMN binding; NAD(P)H dehydrogenase (quinone) activity.